Molecule: messenger RNA, 2945 nt
Organism: Cyprinodon tularosa
Lineage: Eukaryota; Metazoa; Chordata; Actinopteri; Cyprinodontiformes; Cyprinodontidae
Gene: scai
Product: suppressor of cancer cell invasion
Exons: 17
Coding region: 279-1979 (566 amino acids)
Biological process (GO): DNA-templated transcription
Cellular component (GO): nucleus
Molecular function (GO): transcription corepressor activity
Source: RefSeq, a predicted model, not a curated record
GCAGCGGAGCCGCAGAGCAUCGGCUUGUCCUCCGGAUUCCUCCCCCGCUCUCCGAGCCUCUGUCUCGGCGUUGACACACACCUCCUCCGGUUCCGUGCUGCUGGUGGUUCCAGGCGGAGCGGCGGUUCUUUGACCCAGUGGGAUGUUAGUGAGUCUGGGCUUCUCAGACGGAGCUGCUCGGGGCUUUUCUGCAGAGAUCAGGAGAUAAGGAGCAUCUCCGCGGCUCUUCACCAUCAUCUUCAUCAUCUUCGGCUGCAGAGGUGUGAAAAGUCAGUGUCAUGACUGGAGCGGAGACUGAGGAUGAUAUUCCUUUAGGAGAACGAAAAACCGUCACGGACUUCUGCUACCUGCUGGAUAAAUCCAAGCAGCUCUUCAACGGGCUGAGAGAUCUUCCUCAGUAUGGACACAAACAGUGGCAGUCGUACUUUGGGAGGACCUUCGACGUCUACACCAAGCUGUGGAAAUUCCAGCAGCAGCACAGGCAGGUCCUGGAUACGCGGUACGGUUUGAAGAGAUGGCAGAUUGGAGAGGUCGCAUCCAAGAUCGGACAACUUUACUACCAUUAUUACCUCCGUACCUCAGAAACCAGCUAUCUGAACGAAGCGUUUUCCUUCUACUCCGCGAUCCGGCAGCGUUCCUACUACUAUCAGGUCAACAAGGAGGACAGGCCUGAACUGGUGGUGAAGAAGCUUCGUUAUUACGCUCGUUACAUCGUGGUGUGUCUACUGCUGAACAAGAUGGAUCUGGUCAAAGUUCUGGUGAAGGAGUUAUCGGAUGAAAUCGAAGACUACACCCAGCGCUUCAACACCGAGGACCAACUGGAAUGGAACCUGGUUCUGCAGGAAGUGGCGGCUUUUAUCGAGGCCGAUCCGGUGGUGGUUCUGAACGACAACAACUCGGUGUUUGUCACAAGCAACCGGCUGCAGGAGGGCAGCGUUCCUCCGCUAGAGCAGGGGAUGGUGGUGGGUCAGCUCGUCCUCGCUGACGCUUUGAUCGUCGGAAACUGCAACAACCAGGUGAAGUUCAGCGAGUUGACCAUCGACAUGUUCCGGAUGCUUCAAGCUUUGGAGAGGGAACCAGUGAACCUGGCAACGCAGACCUCCAAACAGGGAACACUGGAGCCCAAUGAAAAACCGGCGAAGAGAGAAAACCCUCAUAAAUACCUGCUGUAUAAACCGACGUUCAGCCAACUCUACACCUUCCUGUCGGCUUCAUUUAAGGAACUUCCUGCCAACAGCGUCCUGCUGGUGUAUUUAUCGGCCACCGGCGUUUUCCCGGCUACACAUCUAGAUUACGAAGUAGGUCCGUAUGACUUCGGAGGAGUUCUGACCAACACCAACAGGGACGUGGUGAACGGAGAGUCGGCUCAGAAGAGGAAUCAGGCCCAGAAAGAGAUGCACUGCCUUCAUCCAGGGGAUCUGUUUCCUUUCACCCGGAAGCCUCUUUUCAUCAUCGUGGAUUCCUCAAACAGCUCCGCCUAUAAGAACUUCACCAACCUGUUCGGCCAGCCGCUGGUGUGCCUGCUGUCUCCUACAGUUUAUCCAAAAAGCGUCCAGGAUCCGUCUCAGCGCGGCAGCCUCUUCACCCUCUUCCUCUACAGUCCUCUCCUGGCUUUCUCCUCCAUCUGCGGCUUGAACAGCGUCCGACGAGGCCUUUGGGAACGUGCUGAAGAAUUCCUUCAAAGAGUGUUCCGGGACAUCGGGCAGAUGAUAACCCGAUCACGGAGCAUCGAUCAGGCCUUUUUGCAGUUUUUCGGUGACGAGUUCCUGCGGCUGCUCCUGAUCCGGUUCGUGUUCUGUUCAGCUGCGCUGAGACUACACAAGCUGUUCCGGGAAUCUCGGAGCUUCCCGGAAUCGUAUCCCGAGCUGCCGAAGCAGGACACGGUAGAGAGCAGCCUCUUACAGAAGCACAUCCUGGAGCUGGCCGGCAUGCUGGACGCUCAGAGUUUAUUUUGGGACGAUUCGCUGGACAGCUACUGACGUCUCCAGGCGGCGGCGCCGGCGCUCUCACUCAGACUGAGUUUGUUCGUUCCUUUCUGUGGUCGGAAGGUAACCUUUCGUUUCCUCGCAUCCUUCAUUCAGAUGUUCCACCUGGAACCGGGUGUAAUGGUCUGAUUAGUCACCCAGGAAUCCUCAUUCUGAGCCUCAUCAGAAAACCUUUCAGCCUGCAGUUCUCCCCGCUCUGCCAGACCAAACAUUCCAUGUUUUUUUUAACUAUAUUUCUGCAUCGCUGUCAGUUUCAUCAUAAUAAUCCCACCGGAGACGAAGGGUUUAACUGCACCGAUCAUGGAAGGACCUCGCUUCUGACAUUUAAAACAACUCAAAGGAACUUUUCUCCAUCCAGGAAUCCAGGAAGUGCAGCAGAUCCAGGCAGGUCGGGGUUCCUUUCAUCAUUUAGAACCAGACCGACGCCGGCAGUCAGCUUUAGCCUCCUAUGUGAUUCUGUUAAGAGUUUUUCUUCUUGCUGUUUUUACGCAUGCCUAGAAAAAAAAUCAGCUUACUUCAUUCUUUUAUCCACAGAGAAAAAAAGCACAACACAUUUAUGAAGGAAGCGGAGAUAUAAAGUAUGUUUAAGACGAAAGUAGAGCAAAAUAUUCCUAAUAACAGUUUAAGACAACUGUUAUCGAGGUCAUUUUUGAUAAACAGAUAGAUGACUUGAUUAAUUACACGCUGACAUAUAUUUCAAGCAUUUAUCUCUGUUUCUGUUACUUCUAUCCCAGCUUCCUGUGCACACUUUUUCCUUCCACUCAACUUUCCAGCUCUCUGUGAACAACCUGAUGCUGCCUUGUGCGGAAACUGUGAAGCCAGCCGUCCUUCCCAUGGAUCCGAGGGCCAGAACUAAUUACUGCACUGCAAAAAAUCUGAAUCUAGAUAAGUCAUUUUUUUCUUAAAAUAAGUGCAUUUGUUCUUGAAUUGAGGAGGUAAAAGAGACAUUCUGCCAAUGAA